Messenger RNA from Eutrema salsugineum, 1947 nucleotides. Its product is annotated as U-box domain-containing protein 25. Gene Ontology annotation, biological process: protein ubiquitination. The transcript has a single exon. Bases 387 to 1649 code for a protein of 420 amino acids. Gene Ontology annotation, molecular function: ubiquitin protein ligase activity. NCBI's taxonomy places the organism in Eukaryota, Viridiplantae, Streptophyta, Magnoliopsida, Brassicales, Brassicaceae. The record is from RefSeq and is a predicted model, not a curated record.
GCAUCAAAGUGUAUAAAUUGUAUGCUAUGAUUUACAUAAAUCUUCAGCUUCACUUCUAAGAUGCGACUUUUCUCCCACAAGAUAUGUUUACGUAGAUCAUGGCAUCUAAUGAUGUUCAAUUUAAUUUUCUAAUUAAAAUUUAACAGCAAGAGUUUUUUUUCUUUUUCCUUACCAUAUUUGUUUAAAUAAAAAUGCCAGCGGGUAACAAAGUUUAUAUAAAUGACACACGUGUGGGCUCAUAGCCAGAUAAGGUCGUUUCCUCAUACUCAGACUCACAACAAUCUACCUUUCACCUUCUUCUUCUUCUUCUACCUCAGACUUUGCACUCUCUCUGAGUUUUUUUUUUCUCUGUAAUAUUCGAAAUUCGUUUUUUUCCGAUCGUUUAAAUGCCGAGGAGUUUAGAGCCGUUGGAUCUCGGAAUUCAGAUUCCGUACCAUUUCCGGUGUCCAAUCUCACUGGAGCUGAUGCGUGACCCGGUCACCGUCUGCACCGGUCAAACCUACGACCGAGCGAGCAUCGAGUCAUGGGUCUCAAUCGGCAACAACACGACCUGCCCGGUCACACGAGCUCCUUUAACCGACUUCACACUCAUCCCAAACCACACUCUCCGCCGCCUAAUCCAGGAAUGGUGCGUCGCUAACCGCUCCAACGGCGUCGAGCGAAUCCCUACUCCCAAACAACCCGCCGAUCCAACCUCCGUUCGUGCUCUCCUCAGCCAAGCCUCCGCCAUUUAUGGACCUCACGUCUCCGUCCGCUCUCGCUCCGCCGCUCUCCGCCGUCUCCGUGGAUUCGCUCGCGAUUCCGAGAAGAACCGCGUCUUGAUCGCCGCUCAUAACGCCAAAGAGAUUCUGAUUAGGAUCUUGUUCUCCGAUGACUCUCCGGAGGUCGUCUCCGAGUCGCUCGCUCUCCUUGUUAUGUUUCCGAUGACGGAACCAGAUCAGUGCGUCUCGAUCGCUUCGGAUCCGGGUCGGGUCGAGUUUCUGACCCGGUUACUGUUCGAUUCCUCGCUCGAAACGCGCGUUAACGCCGCCGCGUUGAUCGAGAUGGUCUCGACGGGAUCGAAAUCGCCCGAUCUGAAAGGAAUGUUCUCGAAUUCGGAAUCUGUUUUCGAAGGAGUUCUCGAUCUUCUCAGGAAUCCGAUUUCUUCGUACCCGAGACGAGCUCUCAAAAUCGGAAUCAAGACCUUGUUCGCGCUCUGCCUUCCGAAAAACACGCGUCACAUCGCCGUCUCCGCCGGCGCGCCGGAGAUUUUAAUCGACAGGCUCGCGGCGGAUUUCGACAGGUGCGAUACGGAGCGAGCUCUAGCGACGGUGGAGCUGCUUUGUCGACUGCCGGAGGGAUGCGCGGCGUUUGGUGAGCACGCUUUGACGGUGCCGCUUCUCGUGAAAACGAUCCUGAGAGUUUCGGAUCGAGCGACGGAGUACGCGGCGGGGGCGUUGCUAGCGCUUUGCACGGCGGAGGAGAGGUGGAGAGAUGAGGCGGCGGCGGCGGGAGUGGUGGUUCAGUUGUUGCUGAUAGUGCAGAGCGAGUGUACGGAGAGGGCGAAGAAGAAGGCACAGAAGCUAUUGAAGCUUCUGAGAGACUCGUGGCCUGACUACUCCUUCGCUAACUCCGAUGACUUCGUUUGCAGCCAAGUGGUCCCCUUCUGAUUUUCUUUCUUUUCAUUAUUAUUGUUUCACAGUAAUUAUUUUUUUUUAGUCUUUUUAUUUGUUUAUUUUUAAAAAAUUAGUAGCAAAGGAAAAAAAGAAAACACGGGAUGUGGUCAUUUUUUUGUUCUGUUGUGUGUAUUUGAUGGAAAGUUGUGAAGAAACAAAAUACACACAAGAUUUUUGAUGACCUUAAAUUAGGUUUUUUUUUGUGGUAUAUAUUGGUUUUUAUUGUUUUUCUGUAUGUAAGUAAUGAUUUCUCUUCUUAUUGAUUGGCUUUUUGAGUUGGGAAAAGUUGUUA